GGCCAGAGCUUCCAACUACGAGAGUCACGUUAACGUUUGACCUCACUUGUAUGGGCACACAAAGUGACAGGGCAAAGUAUUGCAGAGUAAUUACAUGUGUGCGUGGUGACUGUGUCUUAUCUCCGUAGAGAUAAAUAAUCCCAAACUGGUCUAUAAAAGGGCAUCAUCUUGGGCUUUCCAAGUGCAUGUGCAGCGGCAGCCAGGUACAGAAUCAUGUCUGAUCAUAAUCGCCGUGCAGCAGAAGCACCAAAACUAUUCGGUUUCCCACUGACAGAACAGGAAGAAUCUGGAGAAAGGAGAGAUCAUGAAGUGGAAGAUGACAGGAAAUUCAGGUGCCAUUAUUGCCGGAAAGCAUUCACAAACUCUCAGGCAUUAGGAGGUCACCAGAACGCUCACAAGAGAGAGCGGCAGCGAGCCAGGCGUUUCCACGGCCACUCCGAUCACCGGCGCUUCUUCACACCCUCCAAGCAUCAACCUCCACGCCUGUUCUUCCCAUCCACUCCCAUUUUGAUUCCUUCGCCUUAUACCACUUCUUCCACCACUAGGUUUCCUUUUCAACUCCAAUCAUCGCCUUCUCAUCAUGUUGCUACGCUGCCACAGAGGGAUGUGGGUGUUAAUGUUGACGUCCAUCUGAAGUUGUCUCUCUCGGAUUAGCAAUUCCUCCUCGUUUUCAUUCUGAAUGCGCAAUUCUGUUUUCCAGCAGUAAGAUACACUGCCAAUGUAUGCCGCAUCUCUAUCUUUAUAUAACCGUUUAGUUUCAAGGAUUA
This is a messenger RNA of Prosopis cineraria, 767 nucleotides long. RefSeq names its product zinc finger protein GIS-like. Bases 214 to 654 code for a protein of 146 amino acids. The transcript has a single exon. Lineage: Eukaryota; Viridiplantae; Streptophyta; Magnoliopsida; Fabales; Fabaceae. Gene Ontology annotation, biological process: trichome morphogenesis; gibberellic acid mediated signaling pathway; cytokinin-activated signaling pathway. The record is from RefSeq and is a predicted model, not a curated record. Gene Ontology annotation, cellular component: nucleus. Gene Ontology annotation, molecular function: transcription cis-regulatory region binding; DNA-binding transcription factor activity.